This is a messenger RNA of Cyclospora cayetanensis, 6231 nucleotides long. RefSeq lists its product as uncharacterized. The coding region runs from base 1 to 6231 and encodes 2076 amino acids. The record is from RefSeq and is a predicted model, not a curated record. Lineage: Eukaryota; Apicomplexa; Conoidasida; Eucoccidiorida; Eimeriidae. The transcript has 13 exons.
AUGACUUCUGUCUUUCGAGGUCAUGAUCACGUGCUGCUGCAGCAGGUGUUGCAGGAUCUGGACCGCUGCAGCAGCCUCCUCCUUCAGCACUGCGCAGCGGUUGAGCACCAACUGCCUGCUGCUGUUGCCACUGCACUGGCGUCUCCAGCAGCAGCAGCUCAGCAGCAGCAACAACAGCAGCAAGACGAGGGUGCCUCAGACAGCCAGAAGACGUGCAGACGCUUCUCGCUGCUGGCCUCAUGGCUCGAAGCUCUCUGCGGCUUGGGUGAAGCGGAGACAGCGGCGCACAAGAUAUUCGCGCGAUGUCUGACUUCGGGAAGCAACGGCAUAGACUGUGGCAGCUGUAGGGGUUGCAGAAUGCAGCUGGUGGCAGCCCAGGUGCUAGCAACCUCUCUUGAAACACGCUAUGCUGUUUGCACGGAGUGGGAUGUCGAACGCACUCUGAGCUGCCUCGAAGAGACAGCCACAGCGGAUCUCCCUUCUAGCAGGGAUACGCAUGCCGCUGGGCUGCUUGCGGCUACGACGGUAGCUCUCCGUCUGAGGUUUACUGCCAGAGCUCUCGCCUUCAAAGCGUUUGGCGUGCCUCUCGACAGCGACAGAAGGACGAAUCGCAAAGCACCCUGUGGGGGCUUGCAUGCAGAGGCUCUCACGGCGUUGGCGGCUCUUACAUCUUCACCAGCCGGAGCGGCUGUGGUGGCAGAAACCUUGAUCUUCUCGCGCUUGGAAGGGCACCUGAUUUUUUGGAUAGCCUCCAUUGUCGCGCGAAGUUCUCCAGCAGUAGCAGAUGCGGCAGCAGGAUGCAGCAUUGGAGCCUCUUUAGAGGUAUUAGGAGCCCUCCUGCGCCUCGUGUGCACCCUUGCGGACAGCUCGACAGCAGGCGGCCUUUUCUUGUGGAUGUUUGGAAGUCAUCUUUUGUGCUGUCUCUCCCCGCUAGUGUUUUCGCCCCCCCCCGCUGCUCCCUCACCAGCUUCAGGAGACUCAUUCGCUGCUCCUACCGCCUCAUCAGCGGCUGCCGAAGCCGCCACACCUGCAGACGCCGCAGCGACUAUUGCUUCAGAGCUUCUACUUUCAGCUGCUCCCACAUGGACAACUGUAGGACAGGAAAUCACCUUCGCCUCCCUGCUUCAAGGUGACCCCCUUCUGGCUCGGCGUGUACAGCUGCUUUACGGAGCGCUGCAGCAGGUUUUUUGUGGGGAGAGCAAGAGCAUGGCCAAACAGCAGCAACCGCAACUGCCCUCUGCUGCUGAGGUGGCUGUACAGCUCGCGGAGGCCAUUAACUUCGUGCCUGCAAAGCCUUUGAUGCCUCCUCCGACUCUCUCGUGUCUCCUCGCGUCUCUCCGAGUGACUUGCCCCCCUUGCGGCCUGAAAGGAGGCUUGAGAGUAGCGGAGCAUCCAGACGGAGCAGCUCCUGCAGAAGGGGGUGCGGCUUCGGCAGCAGCAGCAGAUGGCGAUGGAGCCACAGACAGCAGCAGCAGCAAUGCGGCGAUCUUGGCGGGAGCAGCAGACUCUUUAGGGAUCCAGCUUACCGAAAUCGACUGGGGAGAAGACACGCCAAAGCCGGCAAAUAGCAGCAACAGCAGCAACAGCAACAACAGCAGCAGCAGUGGUACUGGUGGUACUGGUGGUGCCCCCCCUGUAGGGUGCCUCGCGUCCUCUCUGCCGGGUUCGUCAUGGAGGCUUCCUCCAUUGACAGAAGAAAUUGCAACGGCAAAGAUUGCUGGACGUCUGCUGCUGCUGCUCGUACGCCGCUGCCCGCAUCUGCUCCUUGCGGGAGAUGAUCCUACGGAGGAAGAGCCACUGGGGGAGACAGACUGCGCCGAACACACCACGGCUUUUGCAGGAAGAGCAGCAGCAGCAGCAGCUCUACCAGUGGAGGACGAAGGCAUUCAGCAUCCAGACGAGACACCCGAGGAUGGCGGGCUGCUACUUCCUUGGGAAAGGGAGCUGCUGCAACAAGACAAGGAGCCAGCAGCUGAAGCCUCAGGAUCUGCGUGCUCGCAUGGCGGCAACUCUAACGCCUGCAGCAGCGUUCCACUCAUCCCAGGGGUUGGCUUUGCUGUGGCUGUCUCGACAGAAGGACUUACGGCAGUGCUAUCCGCCGUUGCUCGCUGUGUAGCCUGCAUAGCGCCUCCGGUGGCGUGGCUUGCAGAGACAGAGGCGGCCUCUCAGACGUCGUUGGAAGUCGCAAAGAUGCUGUCUCUGUGGACCGCGGCAAGAGACUCCUGUCUGCCCACCCUGGAGUCUCUGCUUCAGCUGCUCUUUGCUGCCCUGCACACACUCAUGCCUCCCCUGGUGGAAGAGCUGAACGCUGCUGAAGCUGCUCUUACGGACUUACAGGGCCUCUUCUGGAUAGGCUUCCGGCGAUCUCAGCUUCAGCAAAUGCUCCUACUCACAGCAGCCAGUCUGCUUUCUGCCGGGCAGUGGCUCGGCAAGUGCAGCAGCGGCAGCGGCAGCUUGGUGCAGCAGACACAGCAGAAACAGCCGACGACAGCAAGUCAGUGUCUUGAUGCUGUGCAGUGGCUGCAGACUCUUGAGGGCUUUCGUCCGGAGGAAGAAGAGGACUCUCUGCCCGAGGAGCCGAUGCCGUUGUUUCUCUUGUGCCGACUGCGCCUUGGGGGAGGAGGAGCCGCAUCGGUGGCAGCAGCAGCAGCAACAACUACAACUACGACUGCAGAAGGGCAAAAAGGUCUCCUCGGCAUCGCAACAGGGCAGCUCACGAUGGGGCCUUCAGAGUCGGUUGUCGCAGAUGCAGCCGCUCCAGAAGAGGGAGGCGGGGGGGAAGAAGGAGGCGCAGGAGACGUUCUGCGCGUGUGGCGGCAGAUAAGGGAUGUGUUGACAUCUCAGUUGCUUCAGCAACUUGCUGCAGCAGAGCCCCCUGCAGCCGACGUCUUGGGAGCCGCCACAGCGUCCAUCCCUUCAGGAGCUCCCUCAGCAGCUCCAGGCAACAAUACUGAGAAUUUCGUGCCUCUUCUCGCCUUGCGAAAGCACCAAACGUCUGUCGAGGCGGUUCGCAUGGAGGAGCUUUCGGAGCUGCUCUCUGUGGUAUCGCGUGCUUCUCUCUCGGCCUCACUGGUGCACCAAGGGGCUGCAGCAGAAGCAGCCAACGCGCUCUCCAUGCAAGGUUUUCCAGUGUACUCUCUUAUCUACGAUUGCAUGGAUGGCCUCCUUACCGCAGCCUUUGAGGCAUUGGACAAGUUCACUGAGCCAGCAGGAUUCCCCGCAGCAGCAGCAGCAGCAGCAGCAACGGCAGCUAUAUCUCACGAUGCAGCUGCCGAUCCGAUGGCACUGCAGGCUCCAACUACAGCUGCAGAAUCCCCUUGUGCGCUCGACGGGGUCACAUCUUCAGCAACUGGAGCCUUAGCGGCAGAAGCAGAUCCUGCCAACGACCGCGCAACAGACGCCUUGACGCCUUGCCCAAACACCCAGGCUUACAGCAGAGUGCCACGUUCCUUGUUCGCCCUGCAGGGUGGCCGUUUGCUGCGUCUGCUGCUGUUCGUUGAGCGUCUCCUAAAACUGCACCUUGCAACUGCUGCUCCAGUGUACCGACAGCUCGAACGCGUCCUCGCAUUGCCGUGCCGCCGACUGCUGGAGGUGUCACUUGAGCUGCUGCAGCAUGAGCGCCUCGCUGCAGUGGCGUGUGGGGGGGGGACCUCGGGAGGAAACGCGACAGCAGGCACAGAUGCAGGAGGCGCAGCAGCGGCUGCGGGAGAUGCCAUGCUGCAGCAGGAAAUCGCGAAAGGCUUGCUGCACGUGGCAUUGCGGUUGACCACGGAAAUUGCAGUAGGCUAUCAGACCCUAGCAGACGCCGCAGUGCAACAGCGGGAGGCACAUAGCAGCAGUAAUAGCAGCAGCAGUACCAGCAGCGGGAGUGGCAACAGCGCGGCAACAAGUGGAGGCUUGGACACCAGCAGCAGCAGAAAGAAGACAGGCCUGGGGUUCCCCCACUACGCUUCAGUCUUGCGGCGCGCGUACAGCGCUGUAUCCAUCCUGGCGAACAGACGGGAUACCCCCUUGGAUUUGGCACUGGCAUGUGUUGCGGCUGCUAGCAGCUGCUGCAGCAGGCCCUUCCUGUGCAUGCUGCUGUCUUACGAGCUCCCGCUACACUCCGUCUCGGCUCUGUUUGCCACUCUGCAAGGAGACGAGGCGCAGCGCGCAGCUGCUCUCGUGGCUGGGCCAGCUGCUGUCUGUUGCUUUGGUCCUCUUGCUGCCCGCUGCGCUGCAGAGCUCACCUCAGCAGCACAGAGAGAAUCCGCAGCGGAGGGCCUAGGAUGGCUUGCGUUGGCUAGACAACUGCUGAGGCUGUGUGGCCACGUUGCAGCAACUGACCCUUAUCCGCUGCAUGCUCUCUUCAACUUGAUGCUGUUGCAGAGUGUGCCAAUUCCAUGGAAGCUGAAGCCUCGGUGUCCGCCUCCACAGGAGAACAAGUCGGAGAGCUCUAUGGGCCCCAUACAGGAGGUGUCUGCUGCGGAUGACGCCGCUGAGCUCUACUCGGAUUUGCAGGGCCCCGUAGUAGGGGGCAGCAGCGCGCACACCUCUGAAGCAACAGAAGCAGGAGGAGGGCUAGCCGGUGCAGACGAAGUGGAGGAGGAUCCGAGGAGAACGCUGCUGCGACCGCUGCAGCGAUCUCUGCUGGCCUUCCUUUCGCAGUGUGAAUUGCUUCUCUCGGCCCAACAGCGGAGAGGUCCAGUGCAUGCAGCGCGACUCCUGAGGCAAACGCGGCUUGCCCUCCUGACUCUGGACAGUGCGAAAGCUCUGGAAAAGGCUGUGCUCGAGCUGCCUGUGGAGGCGGCCCCUCUCCUCUUGGCAACAGCGGCUUUCUCUCCGGAAGAUCGUUUGGCUUCGCUCGCUGCAGCGGACAGGCAGCGCCGGCUGCUCGCUGCAGCGCAGCACUUUGAUGUGGCUUUCCUGAUAUCCCUCCGACGCACAAAUUAUUGUGUGCCCUCCCUUGUCUCCCGCUGUCCACCGUAUGAAGGCGAUUGCCUUCCCUGGAUCGGCGACGAUGCGCUGGAAACAGUGCUGCGAGUUGCCGCGCAGACGCUGCAUCUGGAGACAUCCCACGGCGGCGCUGCCUGCGCUGCCCCCCUCGAGGCAGUCGUCGGAAUUGGAGAGGAAGCCCCUGAAGAGACAGUUCUUCCCGCGUGGCUCUCGGAUCCUUUCACUCGUCUUAAGGCGACCCCCUGGGAAGUCCCCGUUCCCGUAGAGGCCCAUGUGUCUUCGCGCGUGGGGGGCCCCUCCUUUGGGGCCCCCGGCGGGGGGCGUCUCCCCUUCGUUUCUGGCUCUCUUAUGGGCCCCCGCACGGCAGCAGACCCCUUCCGCAGCAGAGCUAAAGGCAGCAGCAGGGCCCCCAGCAAACACGUCGACGCCUUUGAGGCCUCAGUCCCAGGCGGACUCACCAGGCUUAACAGAGAGCAGCAACAACAGCAACAACAGGGGGAUGCGCAGAACGUCCAGACACCCGCUCCCCAGCCUUCACAGCAAGAGCAACAGCAGCAGCAACAGCACACUGCUGCCAGCGUUUUGCAGACACAGGAGUUUUCCUCCUCCCCGGCCGGGCCCCCUCCCCCGCCCCCCCCACCUCCUGAACCGCAAUCUGUGCAACAGCAGCCGCAGCAGCAGCACUUGAAGCCUCAGCAACAGCUGCUACAUCCUCAGCAGCACCUGCACCCGCAGCAGCUACUGCAGCAGCAACAAGCAGCCCGCAUGCUGCAUCAGCCUCCGGGGGCCUUUGUUCGUGUGGCCGUUCCAGGUGCCAUAGUGGGGCCCCAGGGCCUCUUGCUGCACCCUGUGCCAGUGCUGCCACAUUCCUUCCUGUUGCAGCAGCAGCAACAAGCUCUGCACAUGCCACCGCAUGCAGCUCAUCCGGUCCUGGUGCCUGUCCAGCAACGACCGCUACAGCAGCAGCCGAUACAGCCGGUGCAGCAGCAACAACCGGCGCCACACCAGACACUACAGCUGCAGCCGGUGCAGCAGCAGCAGCAACUGGUGCAGCAGCAGCAACCGAUCCAACAGCAGCAACCGAUUCAGCAGCAGCAACCAGGUAACGAGCUAUCCGCGUGCCCUGGGUGGGCAGAGUUUGUGGAGGACGGUCGGAGGGAAGGCCUUGACGUCAACAAACUGAUGACGACACCUGAGCAGCUCAAGGACCCACGGAUCAGGCAAAGGUUCAUGCGGCUCCUUGAUCGCCACGAUAAAGCAAAGGAACUUUUCCGCAUGGCAGGUGCCAAACUCUGA